UGAAAUUUCAACCUCCUAUUUGAUCUGUCCUGACCUCAGCAUUGAAUCGGUUUGUUGACUCUAACACUCUUUGGCCUGCUACUGCUACUCCUUAUAUACCGAGGACUACGCUGCGCCAAUCCUGCAUUCCCACCUAGCAAGCGAUCUUUCUCCGCAUACAGAAAUGGGAAAGCUUGAGAAUCAUUGUGGCAAUGGAAAGCAAUCAGUUUUCUUCAUUUGUAUCCUCAUCUCAGUUGGACUGCUGGCUGUGGCGCCAAGGGAUGCGGAAGGGUACAUUGGAGCGUGCGCGAAAGAGCUGAAUCCGGAUAGCUGCAUAGUGCCAGCAUGCCAAGCACAGUGCUUCACGACUCACAAGGGGUGGGGGCACUGUGCACUCUCGUCUCUCGAUGGUAUCUUCCACUGCGUUUGCUACUACCCUUGCACUCACGACCCCUGAUGAUUCUCCUUCUGUUGUAUCUCCUAUCCUAAUCUCUCCUACGAUGGCUGUGUGAACAUCAUCCCACUAAGAAAUAAAUAAAUCAAAUAAUAAAGAUAUGAACUUGGCAGGACUUCCCUUUUGUUUCCUCCUCUUUCACAUGAAUGGUCUUUUGUGAUGAACCUGUUUGUUCUUGACAUAUCAAGAACUGAAAAAAAACUGUAAGAAAACAAAAUGGAAGCCCACAUACAAACUUUGAGAGAUCAAAGGGGCCCGAAAGGCUCGUUCGAAGAGAAGAAGACUGGUUUGUGAUCUUUAACUUGGAUUUGCAGUCUAACUCGGACUUAAUUCCCAAGUUAUUACAAAAGAUUAUUAUCUUGCGGGGGAUGUAAUAUUAUAUAUUCUGCUGUGGGUGGAGAAGUGAAAGCUGAAAUUGGGGGGUGAUUGCAGUUGUAACUACAGCUACAGUAGUUUGUGUCUUUGCACUCCCCCACACCCCAUUUUGUUUGUUUGGAAGUUUGGAACACUGUUGGCUGCAUUUCUGGACUAGCAGACCUUCAUCUCA
Molecule: messenger RNA, 980 nt
Organism: Linum tenue
Lineage: Eukaryota; Viridiplantae; Streptophyta; Magnoliopsida; Malpighiales; Linaceae
Source: the annotation of a GenBank genome assembly